GGGUUUGGGGUUUGUUGGCAGAACUGUGCAAUAGAUAGUAUCACGAAGAAACUCGUGGAUAUGGGGAAGACGCAGCCAGAAUUGCUACUAUACAACACUAUUACAAAGCAGAAGGAAGUGUUCAAGCCGAAGGAAGCUGGUAAGGCCGGAAUGUAUGUCUGCGGCGUCACAACCUACGAUUUCAGUCACAUUGGUCAUGCUCGUGCCUAUGUAGCUUUCGACAUUCUCUACAGAUAUCUAAAAUACUUGGGAUAUGAGGUUCUUUACGUGCGUAAUUUUACUGAUGUUGAUGACAAGAUUAUUAAGAGAGCGAAUGAACUUGGUGAGGAUCCAAUAGGUUUGAGUGGUCGGUUUUGUCAAGAAUUUCUUAAUGACAUGGUUGAUCUCAACUGCCUCAUGCCCCCCCAUCAGCCACGUGUUACAGAGCAUAUGGAUCAAAUAAAGGAAAUGAUAGGACAGUUUUCCAGAGUAUGGCAAAUUAUCUGGACGGAAACUAGAAGAUAACUGAGCUGGUGAACGAGUUGCUGUUGAUUCUAGGAAGAGAAAUCCAGCUGACUUUGCCUUAUGGAAGGCAGCGAAGCCUGGUGAACCAAGUUGGGAAAGCCCAUGGGGUCAUGGAAGGCCAGGGUGGCAUAUAGAAUGCAGUGCUAUGAGUUCUCAUUAUUUAACUCACACAUUUGAUAUUCAUGGUGGUGGUAUGGAUUUGAUAUUUCCUCAUCAUGAAAAUGAGAUUGCUCAAAGCUGUGCUGCCUGCCCUGACAGUAAAGUGAACUAUUGGAUGCACAAUGGAUUUGUUACUGCAAACGAUGAAAAAAUGUCAAAAUCAGUUGGAAAUUUCUUCACAAUCCGUGAGGUUACCAAGCUUUACCAUCCCCUUGCCUUGAGAUAUUUCCUGAUGGGGACACACUACCGUUCUCCUGUCAAUUAUGCGAUUUCACAGAUAGAAAUUGCUUCAGAAUCUGUGUUCUAUAUAUACCAGACCUUACAAGAUUGUAAAGAAGCCACUUCAAAGAUGCAAAAUGGUGUUGAUACAAGCGGUGGUAAUAAAGCAGGCCAUCUUUGUUCAACCGAUGCUAAAAAGUGCAUAGAAAAUCUGCGUAAUGAGUUUGAGUCAAGACUCUCUGAUGAUUUACACACACCUUCUAUAUUAAAUGCUGCUCUUCAAGAAGUCUUGAGAGUCAUGAAUGGUGGUUCAUUGAACACGCUGAAGAAGCAGAAAAAGCAACAGCAACAACAACUUUUGUAUGAUGAUAUUAUGGACUUGGAGAAAGAAGUGAGGACAGUGCUGGAUGUUCUGGGAUUGCUAUCCAGUUUAAGCUAUUGUGAGGUGCACCCUCUGAACCCAUUGUGCUUGUCACAUGCGGGGUUGUGUUGCACGGGACCCACUCAUGAUGACAUCCUCCUGACUUAUUUGUUCCUUUUUUUACAGGUAUUGCAGCAAUUUAAAGAAAAAGCACUGAAAAGAGCAGAAUUGACGGAGGAUGAUAUUCUGGAGUCAAUUGGCGAUAGAGCAAAAGCAAGGGAAGAGAAGGACUACAGUAAAAGCGAUCAGAUAAGGAAAGAUUUGGCCUUAAAGGGCAUUGCCUUAAUGGAUGUUGGUAAUAAUGAAACAAUUUGGAGGCCUUGCGUACGACUAGAAGAAAGCAGUGCACAGCCUGCUGCUACAAUACCUACACGAGAGAAAGCAAGUGUGCAGCCUCAACAAGAUUAGACCCUUACCAACAGCAGAUGACAACACCUUUUUUGGUAUCGUUGUGAUGCUCUCAUUGUUAUGAGUGAAUGGUUUAUUAGAUAAUUUAUGACUAGGUGCCGUAUAUAUUAUAUAUACUCUGUUAUUUGAUUUGAGGUUUUUCCCUUUUUUGUUGAGGCUGUUAAAUGUAUGGCUUAGACAAAUUUAAAAGGAAUUUGAACUUGUAGAAACUGAAGAAAUUCGAGGGGCUUUUGUUUUACAGCUAGGCAUGGACACAAACAUGGUUCGUGGUCGAGACCAUCCGUUUUAAGCAGAAAUUGAACCUGUUGAUUGGACCUGAACCAAAACUGGUAACUGCUUAUUUUCCAAUCUGUUUCCUACAAAAUACUGCUGCUGUUUACCUUAUUUUUUAAAGAUUACUGAUCUAUUAGGAAAGAAAUCAGACCAGAAUCAGAUCUAGAACCAUUGAUCUGGAACUUGACUUGUUCUGAUCACUACAAGUCUACAAUACUAUAUUAAGGGGGACCAGAAGUCCUAAAUCGGCUCAUGUCUAUCCCUAUUUGCAAAACUAG
Molecule: messenger RNA, 2262 nt
Organism: Cuscuta epithymum
Lineage: Eukaryota; Viridiplantae; Streptophyta; Magnoliopsida; Solanales; Convolvulaceae
Source: the annotation of a GenBank genome assembly